Molecule: messenger RNA, 3441 nt
Organism: Fukomys damarensis (Damara mole-rat)
Lineage: Eukaryota; Metazoa; Chordata; Mammalia; Rodentia; Bathyergidae
Gene: Aass
Product: aminoadipate-semialdehyde synthase
Exons: 24
Coding region: 130-2910 (926 amino acids)
Cellular component (GO): cytoplasm
Molecular function (GO): saccharopine dehydrogenase activity
Source: RefSeq, a predicted model, not a curated record
AAGCACCUCCCCUUUCCCCGACCCCAGCCCCAUUUAGGCUGGGAAUUCGGAGCCUUCCCGUUCGGACGGGAACUCAGGGCCGGAAGGAGCCAGGGGGCGUCCCGAGCGGACGAGUCACCAGGUUUCAAGAUGCUGCGAGUACGGAGAACAACAUUGGAUGGGCUGAAGUUCAGCCUCUGCAGAGGUCUCCACCACAGAGCUGUGAUGGCCCUCAGGCGAGAGGACGUCAAUGCCUGGGAGAGAAGGGCACCUCUGGCCCCCAGGCACAUCAAAGGGAUCACCAAUCUGGGAUACAAGGUCUUGAUACAGCCUUCUAAUCGGCGGGCCAUUCAUGAUAAGGAAUAUGUCAAAGCUGGUGGCAUUCUUCAGGAGGACAUAUCUGAAGCUUGUCUAAUUUUGGGAGUUAAAAGACCUCCGGAGGAAAAGUUAAUGUCCAAGAAGACUUAUGCAUUCUUCUCACACACAAUCAAAGCUCAGGAAGCAAACAUGCACUUGUUGGAUGAGGUUCUGAAACAGGAAAUCCGGCUUAUUGAUUAUGAGAAAAUGGUGGAUCAUAGAGGAUCACGGGUAGUGGCAUUUGGACAGUGGGCAGGAGUGGCAGGAAUGAUCAACAUUUUACAUGGAAUGGGUUUACGGCUCCUUGCUUUGGGACAUCACACACCCUUUAUGCAUCUUGGAAUGGCGCAUAACUAUAGGAAUAGCAGCCAGGCUGUCCAAGCUGUCCGUGAUGCCGGCUAUGAAAUAUCUCUGGGUUUAAUGCCAAAGUCGAUAGGGCCCUUAACAUUUGUGUUCACAGGGACUGGUAAUGUAUCUAAGGGAGCCCAAGAAGUCUUUAAUCAACUACCUUGUGAAUAUGUGGAACCUCAUGAAUUAAAAGAAGUUUCCAAAACUGGAGACCUCCGAAAAGUGUACGGGACAGUGUUAAGUCGCCAUCAUCAUCUUGUCAGGAAGACCGAUGGUGUGUAUGAUCCCGUAGAGUAUGACAAACAUCCUGAGCGCUACAUUAGUCGCUUUAAUUCCAAUAUCGCACCCUAUACAACCUGUUUAAUUAAUGGAAUCUACUGGGAACAAAAUACCCCUCGCCUACUAACCCGCCACGAUGCUCAAAGUCUCCUGGCUCCAGUCAAGUCCACAGUAGCUGCUAUUGAAGGCUGCCCUGAAUUACCACACAAAUUGGUGGCGAUCUGCGACAUUUCAGCGGACACAGGAGGAUCUAUAGAUUUUAUGACUGAGUGUACUACAAUAGAGCAUCCCUUUUGCAUGUAUGAUGCAGACCAGCACAUUAUUCAUGACAGUGUUGAAGGCUCUGGAAUUCUGAUGUGUUCCAUUGACAAUUUGCCCGCACAGCUCCCAAUUGAAGCUACAGAAUACUUUGGAGAUAUGCUAUACCCUUAUGUCGAAGAAAUGUUAUUAUCAGAUGCUUCCCAGCCUCUUGAAAGUCAGAAUUUUUCUCCUGUGGUGCGAGAUGCAGUGAUUACAUCCAAUGGUUUAUUGACUGAUAAAUAUAAAUAUAUCCAGAAACUCCGAGAGAGCAGAGAACGCAUUCAGUUACUUUCAAUGAAUACCAAGAAAAAGGUCUUGGUUCUUGGAUCUGGCUACGUAUCUGGGCCUGUAUUAGAAUACUUGUCAAGAGACAGCAAUAUAGAACUAACAUUAGGCUCUGAUUCGAUGAGUCAAAUUAAGCAGUUGGGCAAGAAAUACAAUAUUAAUCCUGUUUACAUGAACAUUGCUAACCAAGAAGAAAAACUGAACUCCUUGGUGGCAACACAGGAUCUUGUCAUCAGCUUAUUGCCAUAUGUGCUGCAUCCUAUUGUGGCCAAGGCGUGUAUCAGUAACAAAGUUAACAUGAUCACAGCGAGUUACAUCUCACCAGCACUAAAAGAACUGGAAAAGAGUGUGGAAGAGGCUGGAAUCACGAUCAUUGGCGAGUUGGGAUUGGACCCUGGUCUUGAUCAUAUGUUGGCAAUGGAUACAAUUGAUAAGGCCAGACAAGUGGGAGCCAUGGUUGAAUCUUACUCUUCUUACUGUGGUGGGCUUCCGGCCCCUGAACACUCGGAUAAUCCUUUGAGAUACAAAUUCAGCUGGAGUCCUGUGGGAGUUUUGAUGAACAUAAUGCAGCCUGCCACCUACCUGCUCAAUGGAAAGGUCGUGAAUGUUGCAGGAGGCGUCUCUUUUCUGGACUCUGUCACAUCUGUGGAUUUCUUCCCGGGACUGAACCUGGAAGGCUAUCCCAACAGAGACAGUACCAGGUACUCCGAGAUUUACGGCAUUCCAUCAGCUCACACUGUGGUGCGGGGAACACUGAGGUACAAGGGAUAUUCCAAAGCUUUGAAUGGACUUGUAAAAUUGGGUCUCAUAAACAGAGAAGCAUAUCCCACCCUUCAAUCUGAGGCCAGCUCUCUUACCUGGAAGCAACUGCUGUGUGAUCUAGUUGGGAUUCCGCGCUCCUCUACCUGUGGUUCACUUAAGAAAGCUGCCCUUAAGAAACUGGGAGGGGACAGUACCCAGCUGGAAGCUGCUGAAGGGUUGGGUUUGCUUGGAGAUGAACAAGUUCCACAGGAGGAGUCCAUUGUGGAUGCUCUGUCCAAGCAUUUGGCUUUGAAACUCUCCUAUGGCCCCGAAGAAAAAGAUAUGAUUGUGAUGAGAGACAGUUUUGGUAUCAGGCAUCCUUCUGGACAUUUAGAGAGUAAAACUAUUGAUCUUGUUGUUUAUGGAGACUUCAAUGGCUUUUCAGCAAUGGCUAAAACUGUGGGGUUACCCACAGCAAUGGCGGCCAAAAUGUUGCUUGAUGGUGAAAUUGAAGCCAGAGGUCUGAUGGGCCCCUUUUCCAAAGAGAUCUAUGGUCCAAUAUUGGAGCGAAUUAAAGCAGAAGGCAUUUUAUAUACUACACAGAGCACAAUCAAAUUAUAAUUGGCAAUUAGAUUUUUUGUCUUAUCUUCCCAGGCAACAGAGUUCUCAACAUUUGUGGGACAAACAAGCUUGUUAAUAUGCUAUUUUAUAAAGUAUAAAACAUGAUAUAUUUUGAUUAAGACAGUACAGUGGUGUUUUAGAAAUAUAAAUUUCUAUUUUAAAAUGAAAACAUUUGGAAUAAGAGAUGACAGUAAUUAACAGAGAACUUUAAUAAUACUUCUACCAUGUAUUUUUCCAUAUGUUUGUAGAAGUGAUUAUACUAUUUAUUAAUUUAUUGUAUCACUUGUCUUAUAAGAAUAUAUUUUCCUAGUCAGCAAAUGGAAUUUUAAUGUUUCGGUUAGAAAAAACACCUCAUAUAGUUAUGUCUUAAUAGUUUUCAAACCUUUAGAUUACAUAUCUACAAACUUUUACAAAAAUACUAUUUUAUACCUUUUUAAAAGUUAUGAUGUAUUUAGUAAAUGACUUUGUAGAAAACUUCUCAAGUGUUCGGCAAAGAGAAGAAAUGAGAUAAAAAUCACAAUCUACAUGAAC